AUGCCUCGACGAUCACCUCCUACUGCGCUGCGUCUUGCUUCAGGACCAACUCCACCCCGAAACACGCCUAAACAUACAAUGCCAUCGGUUCCGCGGCCAGCAUUCUACCCUCAAGCAGCUGUCCCACGUGGGCCUUCCCCUACUCCUCGACACAAGAGUAAAGAUUGGCUGGUCGCAGAGUUCGGAAAAGGCUAUCAACCCAUCGAUGUGUGGGCAACGCCAGCACCCAAGGUCCGCGGGCCGUGGGAUCACGCUGGGUCUAUAAGGUUACCUUUUAACGCGGAAAGUCUCCUUGCACCGAUGAAGCCUGUAGCGGUGAUGUAG
This is a messenger RNA of Marasmius oreades (fairy-ring Marasmius), 324 nucleotides long. RefSeq lists its product as uncharacterized. Lineage: Eukaryota; Fungi; Basidiomycota; Agaricomycetes; Agaricales; Marasmiaceae. The transcript is spliced from 2 exons. The coding region runs from base 1 to 324 and encodes 107 amino acids. The record is from RefSeq and is a predicted model, not a curated record.